Messenger RNA from Purpureocillium takamizusanense, 4064 nucleotides. RefSeq lists its product as uncharacterized. Gene Ontology annotation, molecular function: ATP hydrolysis activity; ATP binding; ABC-type transporter activity. Lineage: Eukaryota; Fungi; Ascomycota; Sordariomycetes; Hypocreales; Ophiocordycipitaceae. The transcript is spliced from 11 exons. The record is from RefSeq and is a predicted model, not a curated record. The coding region runs from base 1 to 3966 and encodes 1321 amino acids. Gene Ontology annotation, cellular component: membrane. Gene Ontology annotation, biological process: transmembrane transport.
AUGCAAUGCCGCACCCUGUGGCUUCUGGGCGAUGACGUCCGCAACGCGGCGCACGUCUUCACCGCUGUAACAGCUUGCAAGGUCGUGAUGCUCUUCCUUGAAACGCGCACCAAACGCAGGGCCCUCUUGCUGAAGUGGCAGCAUGUCGGACCAGAGGCCACGAGCGGCAUCAUCAAUCGUCUAUUCUUUUGGUGGCUAAAUCGCCUCAUGAUGAGUGGCUUCAAUGGAAACCUCUCCACUUCGUCGCUCUACGACCUAGACGAUGAGCUGCUUUCAGAGCCACUCCUGGAUAGGCUGCGCUUGUAUUGGCGCAUCAACAAGGCGAGGGCUGAUAGUAAAUAUCCCCUGGUCUGGGCAUUGCUGCAGGCCGUCCGCGGCGGAUUGCUAGUAUGCAUCGUCCCCCGACUGUGCUAUUCGGCACUGAAGCUCUCGGAGCCAUUUCUGCUUCUCCGUGUGGUGCAGUACAUGGAUGACGCUCGACAAGAGCAGCGAGAGACAGGAUAUGCUUUAAUUGUCGCCACCGGCCUGGUGUACGCCGGCCGUGCUUUUGCCAGUAACUUUUACGACUACAAACAGCGCAGAUACAUGACUAUGAUUCGCGGCGCUCUGUCUGCUCUCGUCAUGCACGAAACGGCAGACUUGCACAACGCCGCCGCGGGAUCGGCCACCGUAACCCUUAUAACGUCCGACGUGACGCGCGUUGCGGACAGCUUCGACGCCCUGCACGAGAUUUGGGCCAGCAUUUUGGAACUCUUCUUUGCCAUUUGGCUACUCCAGCGACAGCUAGGUCUCGGAAGCAUCGGCCCUCUCAUUGUCGUCGCAGUGUCGUAUGUCCUAAUGAAGAUGCUGUCCGCCCGCAUGCCUCCUGCUCAAAAGACGUUGAGUGGGGCCAUUGAGAAGCGGGUUUCGACAACUUCGUCUAUUUUGGCAUCCAUGAAGGAGGUCAAGAUGCUCGGGCUCGUGGCAUUGUGGCUCGACAAGAUCCAGGGCCUCAUGGUUCGCGAACUUGCGUAUUCAUCCAGGAUGCGCACACUCGUCGCCUAUAUGAAUGUGUUUGCCAACAUCCCUUCCUACCUUGCGCCAAUGUCGGCGUUCGGCAUCGCCAUCUUCGCGUCCGGUCUCGGGGCGUCGGAGCUUUCAGUGGGCAAGAUCUUCACCUCACUUGCCAUCAUUGGCCUCAUCUCGGGUCCUUUGGCCCAGCUUCUCUACACUGUGCCUAGUGUAGUUCGUUCUCUUGCAAGUUUCGACAGAUUACAAGAGUUCCUAGACAAGGUCGCCGAGUCGAGGUCACUUCGAGACGAACCACGCGAUGGCAGCGAUAAUGAAGCUGCGCCGUACAAGGACGACCUCGAUUUCCCAGCGGAAGUGUCGAUUGCGGUCGAGCACGCAAGCUUCCGGUAUAACGUAGGAGACGAUCCAAUUCUUCGAGACAUCAACGUCCGCGUCCCAAGGGCCUCAUUCGCGCUUGUGGUCGGCAAGGUCGGCACAGGCAAGUCGACGCUGAUGAACGCGCUUCUGGGCGAGUUGAACACCAGCGGCAGUGUCUACAUCGACCGCAACGCCCAAGGCAUCGCAUACUGCGCGCAAACGCCGUGGCUUGUCAAUGCCACGAUCCAGCAGAACAUCGUUGCGCAGUCGAGUAUGGAUCAAGACUGGUACGACACCGUGGUUCGCGCGUGUGCUCUCGACGUGGACUUUGCUAGUCUACCACGCGGAGACCGGUCUCUGGUCGGGACAAAGGGCAUCUCUCUCAGCGGCGGCCAGAAGCACCGAGUGGCUCUAGCGCGUGCCGUAUACGCCAAGAAGAGUAUUCUGUUCAUAGAUGACGUACUCAGCGGCCUCGAUUGGGCGACCCAAGCUCAUGUCUGGACCCAAGUGUUUGGUCCUCAGGGGCUUCUUCGGCGAAGCCAAUCCACCGUCGUCUUGGCUACGCACUUUGUCAAGAAGAUACAAGAUGCCGACGCUGUUAUCCUCCUCGAGGACGGUACGAUUGCUCUACAGGAGUCGCCCGAAGCCAUUAGUACCAUGGAGCAAUUCACCAGGCUUCUAUCCGAGAGCAACAACCAGUCUUUGUCCGACACCUCAUCUAGCAACACGGAUGAAGAUAUUGACGCGACACCAAAAGUCGCGACAGAGGGAAAGGCCGCCAAGUCUGUGACAGUUCAAUCAGAUGACGAGGACCCAGAUCUUGCAGUACGAAAGGUUAGCGACUCGGCCUUGUAUGCAUACUAUUUCGAGCAUAUCGGUUGGGCGUACGGCCUGUCGUGUUUCUUAUCCGGAUUCAUAUCUCCAUGCACCAGCCUGGCUGCAAGCAUAUGGAUGAAGACCUGGGCCGAAGCAAACGAGAGCCAACGCCAUGUCAGCACUGGGUUUUACUUUGGGGUCUACGCUGGGCUUGAGGUGUUCAAUAGCGUGAUGAUUGGCUUCGAUAUUUGGUAUCUUCUCGCAGUAGUGACUAUCAGAGCUACACGAGGAGUUCAUCUAGACCUUCUCCAGACUGUCAUGGGGGCGCCUCUUUCGUUCUUCGCCGGCACCGAUACGGGCGAUGUCCUAAACCGAUUUAGCAAGGACAUCUCGUUUGUAAAUAUGAACAUGCCCACGGCGCUGCUGACAACUUGGUUCGGCCUCCGUACUGUCGUCAUGAACUCCAUUCUCGUCCUCCCGGGGUCCAGUUACCUCUCUAUCGCAAUCCCGUUUACUGUCAUAUUCGUGUACGUUUUGCAGAAAUUUUAUGUCCGCACGUCGCGCCAGCUUCGCCACCACGAGCUCCAGUCGUCGGCGCCGCUCAACACGCACCUCUUGGAAACGAUCGAUGGGCUGGCCACCAUACGCGCAUUUGGCUGGCGUGCUGCCUACCGCAAAUCGGCACUCGCAUUGCUCGACGACUCUCAGAAGCCGCACUACUUGCUCUUCUGCAUUCAGCGGUGGCUCAACCUCGUACUGGACCUAUAUGUCGCUGGUCUUGCGGUGUUCCUCGUAGCGCUGGGGGUGCUGGUACCGGGAUCCAGUACGAAAGGCGCCAUGGCCCUGGCGCUCCUCAACGUCCUGGGCCUGGGAAGCUCCUUGGCAAACCUGGUCGGUUCCUGGACGUCGCUGGAGACGUCUCUGGGCGCUCUCGCACGCAUCAGGGACUUUGAGAACGAGACGCCGCAGGAAAUUGCGCCUGCGAAGCCAGAGGAGAAGGGCGACUCGGACUGGCCGUCUCGAGGAGAGAUCGAGUUCCGCGAGACGACCGCGUCGUACGAUACCAGCGGCGAUUCUCUGCUCGCGAUAGAUCAUGUAUCGCUGAAGAUCAAGCCGGGCGAGAAAGUCGCUAUCUGCGGCAGGACCGGCAGUGGUAAAUCGUCUUUGCUGCUGACGCUCUUUCGCCUGCUCGAACUCGACUCGGGGUCCAUCACCAUUGACGGGCUGGACGUGGCGCACAUUCCACAGAACAAGGUCCGGCGGAGCCUCAUUUCGGUGCCCCAAGAACCGACGCUCUUCCCGGGGACCAUCCGCUCCAAUCUCUGGCUUGCUCACGACGACAACGAAAGCGACAGCGACAGCGUGGCGCCCUCGGACGAUGAGCUCCGCAACGCCCUAGAGCGGGUCGAGCUCUGGGAGGCCAUAGCCUCGCAGGUCGAGGGCCUGAACACGGACGUCUCGACGGUGUCGCUCUCGCAGGGCCAGAAGCAGCUCCUGUGCCUGUGUCGGGCGGUGCUCCGCCGGGACACGAGCGCGGUGCUGGUGCUGGACGAGGCGAUGAGCGCGGUGGACGGGCACACAGAGCAGGUCAUGGUACGGGUGCUGGAGGGCGCGUUCGCGCGGCAUACGGUCGUGUCGGUGGCACACAGGCUCAACACGGUGCGCAAGUUUGACAGGGUCGUCGUGCUGGAGGCGGGGAGGGUGGUGGAGGUUGGGGAGCCGGAGCGGUUGCUGGAUAUUCCAGACGGGAGGUUGCGGGCUCUUUGGGACAGCCAGAACUGAAGGGCUGCGUCGUACGCGCCGCUUUCCAAGGAGCCAGCCUUGCACGACGGGCACGCCCGACCGGUUUGGAGGUUUAGCUUAGGAACGAUGGUCUUUAC